ACUGAAUGUAGAGCAACAGCUAAUCACUAGCGAUUAUGUUCACAGAACGGGGGUGGAAACGGGUAAAUAUUUAAAGAUUUACUCAACUGAUAUCUGAAGGACUAUAAAUUGACUCCAUUCCAUCCGAGCAGUCUCCCGUCAAGAGGACUUUGAUGGUGAAAAAAUGUGGGGAAAGAUUUAUUACAGUGUGUUCGCUGCCCUGCUGGUAGCAAUGGCCUGGGCUGCACCCCACGAUGACCAUGACCACGACGGCCACACAGCUGAUCACUACCACCAUCUCCACCACGGGAAGGAUGAAGCCCACCCACACCAUGAUGGGGAGCAUGGCUGCUCUCUGCUUGCUCAACACAACGCUGACUUCGCCUUCUCCCUCUACAAGAAACUUGCAUUACAUCCUGAUGCCGAGGGCAAGAAUAUUUUCUUCUCCCCAGUCAGUAUCUCAAUGGCUUUGAGCAUGCUUGCUGUAGGUGCCAAGGGCAGCACGCUUUCACAGAUAUACAGCAGUUUGGGUUACAGUGAGUUGCAGGCUUCACAGGUCAAUGAGGGUUAUGAACACUUGAUUCACAUGCUGGGCCACAGUCAGGAAGCAAUGCAGCUGGAGACAGGCGCUGGUGUGGCCGUCAGAGAAGACUUCAAAGUGGUUGACCAGUUCCUGAAGGACGUUCAGCACUACUAUAAGAGCGAAGCCUUCAAGGUUGACUUCUCCAAGCCUGAAAUUGCUGCAGAAGAGAUUAACAAGUUCAUCGCCAAGAAAACCCAUGACAAAAUAACCAACAUGGUGAAGGACCUGGACGCCGAUACGGUGAUGAUGCUGAUCAACUAUAUGUACUUUAGAGGGAAGUGGGAUAAACCAUUUGAUGCACAACUGACCCACAAAGCUGACUUCAAAGUGGACAAGGACACCACCGUGCAAGUUGAUAUGAUGAAAAGAACCGGUCGCUAUGAAAUCUAUCAAGACCCUGUCAACCAAACUACGGUUAUGAUGGUGCCCUACAAAGGCAAUACCUCCAUGAUGAUUGUUCUUCCUGAGGAAGAGAAGAUGAAGGAGGUUGAAGAAUCCAUCAGCAGACACCAUCUUAAGAGCUGGCAUGAUAAACUCUUCAGAAGCUCUGUUGACCUGUUUAUGCCCAAGUUCUCAAUCACUGCAACUUCCGAACUGAAAGGCAUUCUGCAGGACAUGGGAGUGACUGAUGCAUUCAGUGACGCAGCAGAUCUUUCUGGGAUGACAGAAGAGGUCAAAGUCAAGGUGUCACGGGUUGUCCAUAAGGCAGUCCUCAGCGUGGAUGAGAAGGGCACAGAGGCAGCGGCUGCAACCACAAUAGAAAUCAUGCCUAUGUCCCUGCCAGACUCUGUGAUACUCAACCGACCUUUCUUGGUACUGAUUGUAGAGGACACCACCAAGAGCAUCCUCUUCAUGGGCAAGAUCACCAAUCCAACAGUGUGAGGUCCAACUCCAAAAAGAACUUGCUGGCACUCUGCAUAAGGCUGCUAAUCAUUAUGUAGAUCUCCUCAUUGUAAACUGCAAUAAAAUGGUUUGAUUGAACUCUUAUAGCAAGAGUUUGAGUGUA
Carassius auratus (goldfish) is the source of this 1568-nucleotide messenger RNA. Its product is annotated as alpha-1-antitrypsin homolog. The transcript is spliced from 5 exons. The record is from RefSeq and is a predicted model, not a curated record. Lineage: Eukaryota; Metazoa; Chordata; Actinopteri; Cypriniformes; Cyprinidae. Gene Ontology annotation, molecular function: serine-type endopeptidase inhibitor activity. Bases 164 to 1444 code for a protein of 426 amino acids.